CCCCGUCAGCCCCCAGUGUGCCGCGCAACGUCGGACGUGCGUUGCCGUUGUUGUGUCCGGUCUUCGUUUUGUGGCUUUUUCGUUGAUCGCCGCGUGUGGUACCGAGGACAUGUGACGGAAGAGAUUAGAAAAUGACGAACGGAAUCGGCCCAGUACCCGGCCACCGGAAGUAAAUUCAAGUUUCAUCGGUGGUAACCACUGGAGCCCUAGCGUGAGGUUAGGACAUAGGAAGAGUGAAAGGGGGAGAAAGAGAGAGAGAAGGAGGAAGACAGAGAAAGCCAUUGUAUUUCACACGGACUCGGUCGAUAAGUGGAAACUGUGUAUAUGAGUUGUCAGAGAACUUUUAAUGGAGGACUGAAUCUGAAAGGUUACGACACGUGCACGUCACUUGCUACCAGCGUGUGUAUUUAUACGUGUGUGUGCACCCCGUACGAUUAGAUAGAUCCACCGAAGGGUUUCCUGUUUCGAGGAUAAUCCAAGUCCCCGGAAGCCCGGCGGUUUGCCAGUGGAAGAUCAGUCUUCGGGGACUUCAUAAAUUCGCCCCCGGCUAAUUUCCGAGAGCACACCUCAAGAAUCUUUGAUCGUUCGAAAGGGCGAAGGGGGAAAGGUCUACGCGCGUCACGACUCACUCCCCUCCGUUUUUGAUCGCGUGUGUCGCGCGAACACAACAGGGAAGUCGCCUGACUUCGAAUACUUGAUAACCAAUAAAAAAUUCAAGGCACGAUAAGAGACGGUUCCAAAGAGGAAAUUGGCUUUGAAACAUCAAUAGCACGGCGAACUGUUUCGGGCUAGCUACUGAAUAUUCGAGGAGGACUUUCUUCGGACUGCUGUCUCGCAGAGCGCUCUUCGAAAAUCGGAAAUUGCUGGUAGACGGUAUUACGGGACUGUGUUGGCGAACUUAAAGGCGCAAGAUGGCCGAAAACUCGCUACGUCGGAAGACCAGGUCAGCCUCAAUCUGCGCGCCGGGUUUCUCCAGCAUGGAGCAAAUGUUGGAAGCGAUGCCUCCCUCGGGCGCGAGGGAAAGAGAUAAGAUCGACAGGGAGAAGGAUAGCGGAAGCGGCACUCCUGACAGCAGUACGCCGACCAGGAGACGCAGACCCGCCACGAGGUCCCAAAGUGCUCGUGUUUCCGGCCCGAAUAAGAGCAUUCGACGUCGAGCUGCUGCACAAGCCGCGCAGCACCACCAAGGUACAGUUAAGUCUGCACACUGCAGCAGCGAGCCCAGGUUGACUGACAAUGACAUCAGUCCUGGUCUCAGAAGAAGAGGAAGCCGAAGAGGGCAAAGCAUGCACCACACUCAUCACAGGAAGAGCAAUGCAUUUUUAGACGUGCCUGACACGUCGUCGCAGGUGCCGUCGAGGGAAGACGGCGAGGAUGAAGACAGUUACAGGCUUAGAAGUUUCAGUUUCACCAGUAAAGGUGUCGUUAACAGAGGCGACUCCUUCAGAAGAAGAAGGUCAAGAUCGAAUUCCUUAGCGCCUGCCAAUUCAGAAUCUGAAGAGAAAAAUGCAGCGCCUGCCAAAGAGAUUACCUCCUACACUGUGGCGAUGCUGGGCGCAAGGGGUGUUGGAAAAACCGCCCUAAUUAGUCAAUUCAUGACCAGCGAAUGUAUAAACGCUUACGAUAGGCAGAGAGACGUACCCAGCGAGCAAUCUGUUUUCGUCAUGCUCAACAACGAGGAGAGCGAGCUGAGAUUCCUGAACAUCGCGAACCCGAAGACGGAACUGGAGAAAAUACACCCGGAUGCUUUUGUCGUUAUGUAUUCUGUAAUUGACAAAGCGUCCUUCCAAAGGGCCGAAGAAUACCUAGAACGCCUCCACGAUCAGGAUUUCCUCCGAGGAAAACCAGCAAUUCUAGUUGGCAAUAAGGUGGACCUGGUUCGAUCUAGGGUGGUUUCUUCUCAAGAUGGCAAGUGCAUGGCGUGCACUUAUCGGGUGAAGUUCAUCGAGGUCUCGGUCGGCAUCAACCACAACGUGGACGAUCUCCUGGUCGGCAUUCUGAAUCAAAUACGUCUGAAGAACGUGCAGGGGUGCGCUGAGAACCGGGCCGCGAACGGGACCGAGGGCAGCGGCCAUUGGUACAAAUCCAGGGGAGUGGUGCGAGCCAGCAUGAAAGCUAGACAAAUGUUGACCUGGUUGUUCGGCAAGGAGGACAGCAAGUUCAAGAACUGCGAGAACCUGCACGUGCUUUAAACAGGGAUGAGGAUCCCUUGGUCGUACCUGAGGACGGAUUGUACAGAUUGAACCGAUGCAAUUCUCUCCAGGCGAUUCGCGCGCUGAGAAAUUACAUCCCGAAGUGAGCACUCAUUGUUCCUCGUUGCGACUUUUCGGCCAAACUUUGUUCACCGAAUCGUAUUCAUUCUAUCGCCUAACGAUCCUUUCGGGAUCGUUUUCUUUUUUACUGAUUUUAACACUGGAACUACCGAGUGUCUGAGAUGUUGCUUGAAUUUCUGCUGAUAUUCAUUACGUUAGGUAAGUGAAAUUAUUAAUUUUCAUAAAUAAUUUCAGAUAUUUAAUGUAUUUACAAUACCAGUAAUUGCAGAGUAAGGGAAUUGAUACUGGCCAUUUUGACUGGUACGGUCGUUUUAGUGUUAAACAAAUGGUAGCAGGAAAAUCUAGUGAAGAAAUAUUUUUCGAUUUGAUUAAGGGGAGUUAUUCAAUUGUUUGAUAGUUUUUUACCGGUUAUUUACUCAUGCUUACAGAUAUGCACACUUAGUAGUGGUAAAUUGAUUGACAAGUGAUGAUUGACAUUUCUAUUUAAAUCCAACUUUUGGACGUUGGUCUACGGAAACAUGAAUUUUUAUGAACGCCUGCUAUUUAAAUAUAACGAAUAAAGUAUAACAAGUAAAGAAUUUUGUAAGAGGUGAUUUCAAAUUAAUAAUUUCAAUUUUGUGAGAGUAAUUUGUAUCUAUUUCCUGUUCGACGUCAAUAUUACUUUUGUGUAUGUAUAAUUUACGAAAUCUGAAAUCAGAAUUAACAACCGGAGUUAACUAGGGUUAAUAAUUGCUACGUAUUGGCAUUCAUACGUAAUAUCUUUUUAUACUGCAAUUCCAAAAAUUAUUACUUUAUAAUGUACAUAUAAACAUUUUUAUCUGUGUAAUUAGUGAAACACUAAAGUUUGGCCAAAAGUUUUUAAUACGCUACGCACAUUGCAAAAAAUACACCAAGAAGGAACAAGUGCAUCCAGUUAAAUUCCGUUAUUUCGGAAUCUUUGCAGCGGUGGCCAAUUUAGUUCGAUGAACUUUGAUCUUUUGUAUGGCCUCUUCUCGAAUUUUUUAUUAGUCGCUGUGCUUUCUAUCUUAUUAUCAAUAAUACAGAGACAUAUAUGCUAUAAACAAGUUAUUUGGUUAUAUCUCGUUAAGUUUAUAUUGUUAUAGAAUACAUAUAUUAGUGUUAGGCAAAAUAAUAAAAAGAACAAACACGACGUAACACUGAAUUUCUUUCGAUUAUCAUAAUUAUGAUAUUAAUAUGCACAAUAUUUGUUCAAGUAAAAUAAUAUAGCUUUUUUUUAUUAUACCAGAAUAAUAGACGAGAGUAAUUUGAAUACAAUUGUAGAUCAAUGUUGGGAAUCAAUUGAUCGAAGUUUUUCAUUUGAUUACUUGAUCAAUCGAUUGAUUCGAUCAAUUGACGAAAUUUAUCUACAUUCGGAAAAUAUUAAUAUUAUCAUCAACUGCUAAUCAAAAAUAUUAAUUAUUAAUCUUGAAUGGUCUUCAAUCAAAAUAUAAAAAAAUUUUCAUCGUACUUAUUAUUUUGAACAAUUCUUAAAGCAUAAAAAUGAAAAAAUAAUACAAAAAUUUAAUAAUUUUUUACUUAAUUAUUAACCCAAUUAAUAUUUAAUUAAUAAUUCAUUUGACGAUUAAAUUUCUACGUUAACUGUUAAAUGCGAUUACAUAUCAGUUGAAUAAAAAAUGUUAUUCUUAAUUGUCAUUGAUAAUUGAAUAUUUCAAUCGUCAUAAUUAAUCACUGAAUGAUAAGUUCGAGUAUCUAUCAACAAUUAUGAACGUCAUAUCAAUUUAUCGUUGGUCGUUAUAUUUGUCUGACUCUCAGUUAUCAUUAUAAUGAAGUUGAAACGUGCUUCACUAAAUUAAAUCAUGGAAUAAAAUUGGCCACCCUCGUCGCGAGAACGAGAAAUAGGGGAAACCAUGAUGGUUCGUGGAAAAUGUGGCGAAUAAAGGUACGAUCAAAGUGCCAAUUACUCAAAAUGAACGUGACUAACUUUUUCUUCAUUAGGACUUACAAGACUUCAUCGAGUAGCUGCUCGACGAUUAAUUUAACAAUGAUGAGUGUACUUUGCCGCAAAUGUGAAUACCCACUUGUUCUGUUCGUUAUGAAAUGAAAGAAUCUCAAGAAAAAAAUCCCACACGAAGCUUGAUUAAUUUGUCGAACAUUUUAAUCCCGUUCGGGAUUACAAAAGAGGAGUUUCAAAAUAUAGUAGAAAUUUACAAUUAAAAGAUUUAAAUAUAUAAUGUUUGCUGUAUGAAUUGUACAAAAUAUUGAAUAUUAUGAGAUUCUUGAACAGUUCAUUACAGAAAUCAAAGGAAAAUCAAAAACAUGUUAAGCGUGGUCUUUGUUUCCACGAAAUUGUACGUCUUACUUCCGUGUACAUUUCUUAUCUAUACAGAAAGCGAGUCGAAAUUCGUGAUACAAACGGGUGUAGAUAAUUGACAUGCUUUAAAAUGAAUCAAAACGAUAGCAUAAAUUUUAUUCUUACGGAGAUUCGUUCCGAAUAAAAAUGAUAUUGAUAAUUGACAUAUAAACUAAUGAAGAGUUUUAUACGAGAAUAAACGAGAAUUUUGUCUCUUUAAUUAUUCCUCUACUUUUCUCGAUUUUUACCGUGUUCUGUUAAUGAAAAUGCGUUAUAUCAUACUAUACAAGGAAAGAAGUAGUAAUGAACUAUAUAUCAAUAAAUUCAUUUGAAGAAAUACCAAUCAAGGUGUGUACAUUCAAUUAUUUUGUUUUCAAUGUUUCUUCAGAAGCGAAGUUCGAUAAGAAGUUUACAUUAUUAUGAAGCCUAAAAUUAUAUCUUUCUUAGUUUACUAUUAAAAUAUAGCUAAUAUACAGGAAGUUUCACCGGUAAAUGACCAAAAAUUACUAUAUCGUAGACGUUAUGAGUAAAAAUAAGGGAAAAUCUUCCAUACCGUUUGAAGACAUUUGACUGAAAGUUUUAAUUAGACUGUAGAUUUUUGUGUAAAGUAAAACUUGCUUAGCUUAAUCUAUAUAAACUAAUUUUUCACUACAAUGAUUUUAAUAUGUUAACGACAGUACGAAGAUGUUAUAAAAUUUUUCUAUGUCUACCUUAUAUUUUUUGGUUCUACAAUAUUUUUCAUAGAUACAUAAGUGUCCACAGUCUAAUUACAACUAAGCAACAAAGUUUCAACAUGAUUAAACUCGCAAUUUACAUUUCGCUUUUCAUAUAUACUGAAAUGAUGUGAUAAUAAGUUUGUAUUUUUACUCUGUUUGACUAGUAUGAUUUUCGUAACUGGUCUAGUUGAACGAAGUUAUUAAACAUGAAGAUACAUAUGUACAGACUUAUUACACAACAAUGUAAGAAGUAUAACAGCACUAUUUAUUCGAAGUAAUAUUACUCUUUCUAAAUUUAUGAAUCAAAAUGUUAUGAGUAUUUCUUUUGACUCCCCUAUUUUCAUUUUCAUCUUGAUUUGUUAAACAAAUGUUUCCGGGCCUGUGUUUACAAAAAAAUGUUCUGUGGUUAUUACUCGCAAAAAAACAAGCAAUGAAUAAUAUAAAAGUUUCAUCGGAAAUUAUUGACGAAUAACUAUUAUUUAAAUAAAUAGUAAAAAUCGUGUUUUCUGUUAGUGUGUAUUCGGGCAAUGUCCCAUCAACUAUUUUUCAACUAAUUGUUCGAAUUAAAUGAAUCGGUACAAAGAAUAUUGCUCUGUUGCAAUAACCAAUCUCGAAAAUAAUCAACAGAAAUGGUGCAGCGUAAUUAAAGAAUAAUAAUAAGAACGAGUCCUCUCAUACGAAAUAAUGUGGAAAAUGGACUCCGGACUGGGCACGAAGGAAUUUAAUUGGACCAUAGCGAGAAUUCGCGGCCGCUAAACUUAAUGAUGGUUAUACUGUACAAUAAGACCAAUUUAAUGUUUUUAUUCGAUACUGUAUAUAGAAUAAGUUUAAUGAUACGGAUCUGUGUACCUAUUGUAAACGGAGAUGCGUGUGCAAAUAUAAGGUUAUCCACUUAACGCGGAAUCCACACGCACGAAAGCAAAAACGAUCAACAAUGUUCAUCGACAUCUAAACUAGAGAUCUCUAUUUCACAUGAGCUUAGUUCGCAAAAUGUUUAAUUCACAUGUAUACGUGCAAUUCUGUUACACGUGGUCACAUAUACUUAAAGACAUGUGUAUUGAUUUUGAACAGUUUUCUUUUUAAAUUUCAUACGAUAUUUAUUACAAUAAAUAAAACGAAUCUAAAUACGCCAUUAGUUGGAUAACAAAGUAAACUGAAUCAGUAUUUACGAAUUUUACCCGUAAUUUAGUUACAAACCUUGUUUCAAAAAGUCGCAAAGCACCUUAAUCAUUCAAUUUUAACUGACAAUGAAUAUUACAUGAUAGUAGUCUACAACUUCCUAAUGACAUAUGUAAAAUAUUAGACAGAUACUCAAUAAUUUUUAAUACAUAAUGUAUUAGGUUUAUAUCUUUCGAAAUUUAUUGAUAGUGAGAAUGCAAAUUAAUGCUGAAUAUUGUGGUAGCAAAGUGAAAUUUUUGUGUAGUGUAUAAAGAUCCCUAGUUUACUUCCCAUUGUUAAGACAUAUUAGUAGCAGUAAACACAUCAAAAGUCUGACAACGAGAACAAUUAAUAAACCCUUGUUUGUUACAUUGACACUUUAUACUUUAUAUUUUAUUAAAGCAAGUUUAUUUGCAUUGCAGAAUCUUUCUCGUGGAAAAAGUGAUUUAGAUGCAUACAAUGCAUACUUUAGCAUUCUUGAAUAAAUCAAUGCUCAUAAUUGGUGAUGUAUUAAUGCAUGAAAUCUAACGCAAUCGGUCCUUUGAUAAAGGUCACAAUGUGUCAGAGAAUAAUUGCGGUAGCUUUAAAAUCACACUCUUCAAUUUCUAACCUGUCUACAGAAUGAUACAUCGCAAAGUUGACAAAACAGUGUAUGUUUUAUAGUCGAUGCAUCAUUUUCGCGCAUAAAUCUGUGACAAUAUGUUACAGAAUUCAUUUGUCAUUCUCAAGAAUUAAUGACUAUUAAAAAUUUGUUAACAUUUAUCUACUUGCGGUUUAACUGUAUAACCAAAAAAUGAUUUACGAAUAGAUCAUUUUGUAUUUUGCCACAGCUCUCGUAACAACCACAUAAAUGUUUAAAAGCUUUUUCUUAUUUUCUUUGUAGUUAUUACUUUAUAAAACUACUUCGCCGUUAAAUUAUUAAUAUCCAAAUGAAAAUUUUAUGAUACUUAAUAAUAAUUUACUUAUCAUUGCUUUUAUGUUUUUACUAUACUAUAUACGAUAAUUGUCACUCACCAUCUUAACACUGUUACUGAAGUCAAAUUAUAUAAAAUUAUAAAAUAAACUAAUUAUUACAAUAAUUGGAAAAUCGAAUUCAUGAUUUUCAUUUUGCUAUGUACACAACCAUCCUAUUUUCAUAAUAUAUCUACAAUAACUUAAAGUUGCAUUCUCAGCAUUUUUUUAAGGUAAACAGUUUUACUUUUAGUGUAUGUAUAUAUACGAGAAUAUUGAGUAUCUACACUAAAUAUUUUACAUGUAUUAUUAAGAAUUUAUAGACUAUCAUCUAGCAAUAACAUAUUGAAAUCCGGAUAAUUGAGUUUCUUCCCUUGUCACCGAGUGGGAGAUGUGUUGUUAAAUAAACUACAUAAUUCGUGGAAUACGAAAUAUUAUAUUUCUCUAUAUUCCUCUGGAGAGAAUAAUAAAGUUUUAAAGAGAUUAUCUCCAUGAGAUAAUUCUUCUUUUCGGAACAAAAUUUUUUAACACGCUGACUACAAAAUCACGCUGACUACAAUGUCCACCGGAAAUUCAGAAAAAUAAAAUAAUUUAUUUAUUAAAAAAGAAAUUUUAAAGUUCAGAUUUACGAUAGUCCUCAUACAUUUAAUAUUCGUAUGCUUCGUACAUCACAAGAAAAUUAAGUACAUCCCUACUCGGUAUACCAUUACAAUAAUUCAUUUUUCAAACUGAACAAAGAAUUGCUACUUAUAACACAGUCGCCAAAUUCACUGAUAAUGAUUCAGUUCAAAUCUCGAGAAAAUAUCUCGUGUCAUUUCGAAUAAUACUAUCAUAGAAGAAAUUCUUGAAAAGAUUUAGAAGUUAAACUGUUAAACAUUGUCAACUAUCUACAGUGUUGCCUACGUACCAUACUGUAUAUCGCACUUGUUUUCGCACGCGCGUAUUUUGAAUUAAGUGGACAUCCCUUUAUAACGAAUACAUACCACGCGAAUAUAUUCCUGAUACCCUAUGAUCAAAUAAGUGGCUAGUUUGUAUAGAUGUAUCUUACGGAUUGACGUGUUUAUUGUAUUGCGUGUUUUUCGUCGAAGAACGAGUAUUGUACGAUGGACAUAUGCCCGCAAUGUCCAUUAAGAAGAAUAUAUUCUUUUCGAAGUUUUCAGAGUAUAAAUAUGGAAGAUGAUAAAGAAAUAUAUAUAUACACUAUU
This is a messenger RNA of Nomia melanderi (Alkali bee), 8614 nucleotides long. It is a transcript of the gene Rgk3, whose product is annotated as Rad, Gem/Kir family member 3. The record is from RefSeq and is a predicted model, not a curated record. Gene Ontology annotation, cellular component: plasma membrane. NCBI's taxonomy places the organism in Eukaryota, Metazoa, Arthropoda, Insecta, Hymenoptera, Halictidae. Gene Ontology annotation, molecular function: GTP binding; calcium channel regulator activity; GTPase activity.